AUGGAAAGUAAAAAGGAAUACCACGAUCCAGAUUAUCCUGAGACCUCUGGUUCUACUCAGGAAGGAGUAAAAAGUUUAUCUGAAGAAGAGAAAUUAGAAAAAAUCAAAAACAUAGUUCGUAAAGAGUUUGGAAAUGAAUUAGAUAUAAGAGAAAAUGAAGUUAUGUUAGCUGAUCAACGGAUGUUAACGGCCAGGCGGGCUCUCCAUCAUCUUCGCUACACCCUGGUGAACAAUUACUACAAGCAGCAAAAGCUACAGCUCUCUGCAAGUCAGCUGGAGGAUGAGUUAACAGAGCUGAAUGAACCACGAUCAAGAGCUGAGGUCUCUUCGCUAUUACGUGAUGGCCAACGUGAAAUCCAUCCAUCUUUACGUAAGCUGCUCGGCAAGAAGACAGUGGACCUUGAGGAAAUAUUUAAGAUUAGGGAACCAAGAAAUAAAGCCCGAAAGGAUUACUUGGCAAUGCUUCAAACUCGCAAUUACACAGUGCCAGCAGACUCCACUAAGUCCCUGCGACCAGAAUCCCAGCAGCAGGAAAUAGAACCAUUCUCAACUGAUGUACCAGAGAAAUUGGAUAGACCCAAGAAGGUGCCCCGCCACCUAGAGCCGAAGAUCACGAAUGUGGUGACGCUGGACGAGGCCACCAGGAACAAAAUGAAACACCGGUAUCGAAUUAUCAUAGGCAACACGUCGAAGUACGCGCCCGGGGCGUCGCGCGCCGACCGGUCGACGCACACGUGGCUGCUGUACGUGCGCGGCGCGGAGGCCGUGCUGCGCGCCGUGGCCGUGCGCCUGCACCACUCCUACGCGCCCCACCACCUCGUGCGCCUCGAGAGGCCGCCGUUCAGCGUGGCGCGGCGCGGCUGGGGGGAGUUCCCCGCUCGCGUGGAGCUCCACUUCGCGCUGCCGGAGCGCAACCGGCCGGCCGCCGUCGACCACACCAUCCGCCUCGACCGCCACUGCACCGGCCUGCAGACCCUCGGUGCCGAAACAGUGGUGGAUGUAUGGCUGUACAGUACUGCCGAAAUGUUGGAGCAUGAAUACAAAGAAAACAUUCCUGUGAAUCCACCGCUAGAAGCCGAAGAAGCAAAUGAAGCCGAUAAAACGGAAGCAGCAAGUGACGAUGCCGUCCCUAAUUCAGCGAAAGACAGUAAUGAUAUUCGCUCUAACAAAGCUAAUGAGACCAACAACACGGAGAAAUUGAACGACAGCUGGCUGGAGUUCUUCUCGAAGGACACCACUGAGUUGAACGUAGACGAAAUGCUGGUGAAGGAUGUGAAGAGCAAAGCGAUAGAAACAAAUGACAUAGAACCCACAAUAGACGGAAGCUUUGUUACGAAUAAGAGCGACGAGUGCAAAGGCAACGAAUCCGUCAUUACAGAUAUGAGGGAAAUGGACGACUUCAAAAUAUGUUCACCCACCGAGCAGCUGCCCACGGAACUGGUAAACCAGGACACUUGUCUGAAGAAGAGGAUAAUGAAGUACAUGGACCCGACUACGAGGAAAAUCUACUAUCUGGAGAUGGACAGAGACCUGGACCUGUCCAAGGUUCAGGAGAUAGUGAUCAACUCGCAGGGACAGGUGCAGACCGCCAAGAUAAGCCCGAUCAAGUCGAACGGACUCAAGCACGUGAGGAAAACUAAGGGUGGCGCUUCGUUAACGAAACCUGAAACGAAGGGUGUGACGAAGAAGGAAGUUAAGAAUGGAAAUCACAGGAAGCUGCGCGACUGCUACGCUCAUAUAGAGAACGAUCAUUGUUACUUAGCAACACCGCAACAAAACUCUGAGAGCGAGGAUGAAGACCUGCCUAUGGACAGUCCGACACACAGUGUGGGUCCGAGGGAAAGGAACCUGUAUGAGGGGCUCUGUGCAGCUCUACUGAGGUUCCCCUGCGUCAGAAUGGCAGUGAACUAUCUGCUGAAGAAUAUACCCCUGAUCAGUGUGAAUGCGACCAAUGAGGGUUAUGUGAAAUACUUCCCCUUUGUAGUGGAGAGUGAGGAGAGGUACUGGAAGCUGGACUUUGCCAAGCGGAGAAAUAUAGAAUGGUCCAGAGCAAAGCUUAUAAAUAAGCUAUUGAUAGAAAAUUUAAAAACGGAUGAGCCGAUUUGGCGGACGAAGCAGAUACUGAUAUACUCCAGAAUGCACGGAUUCUUUCCAAUCAGACCGGACAACAUUCCACAACACCUGGACAAGAGCACCGAGGAUUGGUCCACGUGGAAAUUCGGCGAUGACUUCAGAAUAGGGGAAGGGGGGAGGAGUGAAACUUGUUCCACGGCUGGCUGUAACACGUUGACGAUUUUCGACAUCGACGAGUACCUCGGCGAAAACUCUCCGUCGGAAUCUUUUAACCAGUCGGACUCUGAUGAAGACAUUGACAUUGUGAUGUGUGAAACUAAAGUGAAGGUGAAAAGUGAAGUGGUGCCCGAGUCGAGCCUGGAGGUGUUGCCAGUGGAGAGCGAGGAGGACAGACUGAGGUUUUUGUUCAUAGAGAAAAAGUGUGCAGACAUUGGUAUAGAGUUGAGGAAUGAGGACGUUGGCAAUGGUUAUGCGUAUAGCGCGGUGCAUGCAGUUCUAUUGUCAGCCAUGCGCAGCUUGGCAGAGGAGUUGUUACGCUCCUCGCUCGCUUCACUGCACCAAGAGACACACACCCCGCCACUUGUGUGGGCCAGCGGAGCCCGGCGGCGCAGCGUGGGCACCGCGGCGGUGCUGGGCGCGGUGCAGGCCGUGCCGCGGCUGCGGCUGCUCACCUCCAGGGGCCUCGGAGCGGAGAGACGUCGGACGCAGCCGCUC
Iphiclides podalirius (scarce swallowtail) is the source of this 2787-nucleotide messenger RNA. Lineage: Eukaryota; Metazoa; Arthropoda; Insecta; Lepidoptera; Papilionidae. The record is from the annotation of a GenBank genome assembly.